Molecule: messenger RNA, 168 nt
Organism: Bipolaris victoriae FI3
Lineage: Eukaryota; Fungi; Ascomycota; Dothideomycetes; Pleosporales; Pleosporaceae
Exons: 1
Source: RefSeq, a predicted model, not a curated record
CUUGAAGAUUUACAUGCUAACUACGAGAAGCUGAUUAGUAGAAUCCAUACUUUUACUUAUCGCAAUCGCGCAUCGGACAACACAGCUGCGGCACCUGUCCCUGAACCCAGCUCGGAUACUCCGCACCAAUCGGCAACCGUCGCUGGGCAAAGGGGAGGGGGUGAGUGA